Danaus plexippus (monarch butterfly) is the source of this 692-nucleotide messenger RNA. RefSeq lists its product as uncharacterized. Bases 192 to 653 code for a protein of 153 amino acids. The transcript has 3 exons. The record is from RefSeq and is a predicted model, not a curated record. NCBI's taxonomy places the organism in Eukaryota, Metazoa, Arthropoda, Insecta, Lepidoptera, Nymphalidae.
UAGUUAUCUGUGACAUGUCAAAAAAUAUACAUUAUGGAUAAUGAUAAUAAAUGAUUGGAUUUAAAAUGAUAUAACUAACUCGUAUUCUCAUUAAAUACACAAAUAAAUCUAACAUCAUGAUCCCAAAAAAUAAAUUUGAAUCAAAUAUUUAAGCAGAGAAGCUCGUUUUGAUUGGACAUAAUGAAAAAAUAAUGGCAAACUACGCGGAAAUUAAGAAACUAGACGAGGAAUCUUUGCAAAAGUUGACGGAAGGCGAAGGACCCGCCGACGAAUGUCUCUGUCCGCUGCUCUCGCCGCCAAUUGAGAAGAAGAAUUUCGCAAGAUCAGUCAAAAGGGCUCUCUCAGCGUUCGGAAAAUCGCGAAAACCGAAUAGAGUAUCAAAUAUGAUGGAGAACAUUAAAGAAUCAGGCUUCUUUUCGACGAGAGAGGUUCUAAAAAGACAGAAGUCUUGCGGCAAAUGCGGCUGCGACGACGAAAAUAUUGUGCUGAAACAUUCAUACGCGAACAUACGCAUAACAAGUCCUGAUCUAUCGUCUGUCUGUCCGUGCCCAUCGAACUGUUUGCCUGGUAAAGAUAAACUCGAGAAUAACAUAAAAGUUGUCAUCGAGAACGCGCAAGUUUCAAACAAAAUGUCUAAUUUGAAUGACAAAUGACGAACAUAUUAUACAUUUGUAGAUAUCUAGACAUUUAUC